AUGUUCAUCGCUUCCGGCGACUUCGAGAAGGCCAUCAUGCUGAUCGAGGAGCAUGACUGGCACGAUUUGUGCGGAAUCACCAGCCCGCUUACCGUAACCCAGAAAUGUGUGCACUGCUCGACACCUUACGUCUAUAGCUUCGCAACGUUAGAAGUCCUUCCCCUCGUCGAAUUCUUCGUCGAGCCGGGGGUCAGCUCCGGCGACGCGAAAUUCCACAUUCUGGCCGAGCCGCCGAUGGGCCAGCCCGACUACAGUCCGAUACAAGAGACGAAGCGCGGUUCUCCUGUGAUCUGCAGCCUAAAGCAACUGGAGAAGAUGGACAAGGGUCAUGUCGUAAUUUCCGAGCAGCGUGACCCGCUUCCAACGCGAUACUUCUUCAAUGUGAUGCCGACUUUGCGAUUGCGCAAUGUCCGAGCUGUUGUAAGCCUCUCAAUGCUGUCCAGUAUCAUCCUGUGCCUCAUCUUGGACGUGUCCACAGUCUAUGGUGGAGGUCUCGGAUUGUCACACUACUGUGAUCCCGUCGGGACCCAGACGACUACGAGCUACGGAUAUAUGAGCUGCUUGAGUGGACGGUUGCGGAAUGUCUCUUGCUCAACGUUCGAGAAGCCCGAAACCGUGGAGAAUCACUUCCGGUGUAUAGCACCCGGGCAAACGGAGGUUCAGAUCUGCUCGUGCUUCAUCGGUUAUUUCGGUCCAAGAUGUGAAUACCGGACGCGUCCUGUACUCCAGCGUGGUCCUCAACAACCCUCACAGGCCGACCAAGACGGGCGGUCUGGAUUCCCGACUCGACAGGGGUCACAAUCCCGCGAUUUUGGUGAUGAGGAGCGGGUCUGGUGGAAGGAUAUGCCAGUCUACAAAAUGCUGCUAUUCGCCCUCGACAUCAUCAUCUUCGUGAUCCUGAUUUCGUGCUGUCGCUGCGUCUUUGCCAAAUUCAGCCAGCGACGCCAAAUGAGGAGGGAAAUGGUGCUUAGACAAGAGGAGAAUCACGGUCGGGAAGCGCCGAGGUGGCCGCUGUGGUGGGUGAUGGACGAGCCGGGACCGGAAUACAGCGAACAACAAA
Molecule: messenger RNA, 1060 nt
Organism: Mesorhabditis spiculigera
Lineage: Eukaryota; Metazoa; Nematoda; Chromadorea; Rhabditida; Rhabditidae
Source: the annotation of a GenBank genome assembly